GAAAUUUGUCAAAUCAUUUCUCUCCGAUUUAACACGUCCUCUUUUUUUAUAUAUAAAUAAAUAAAUAAUAUAUAAAUAUAUAUACACAUAAAAUGGCAUUGCAGCUGCUGAGGGCCUUAGGCUUCACUGAAAAAUUGACUUGUGUUUAUCUUCCUUUGAAUUCAGCCCAGAGGGUUUAUUAAGAAAUCUAAUGGCAUUUGCUCAUUAUCUCUUAGCAGUUCCUGCUGAAUCUUCAUCUUCUUCACUGAAACCCCAUCAUCUUAACCCCAUUGUUGCUUCUUCUUCUUCAAAGAUUUUACCUUGGAAAUCUCCCGGUGUUUCUUUUGGGCUCAAUCUUAACAAAGUUUGCAACUUUUCUAUCUUUCCCAAACUUCUCCAUCGAAUUGCUGCUCACAAAGCUAAGGCUAAGCCGCAAGAAUCUGAAGUCAGUCCAGCUGUUGAUUCCUUUUCUCAAUUCAAGCAUUUGCUACUACCAAUCACAGACCGGAACCCAUAUCUCUCUGAGGGUACAAGACAGGCAACAUCAACUGCUGCUGCUCUUGCAAAGAAGUAUGGUGCUGAGAUAACAGUUGUGGUGAUUGACGGAAAUCAGAAAGAAACAUUGCCUGAUCAUGAGACCCAGCUAUCCAGCAUCCGUUGGCAUUUGUCUGAAGGCGGGUUUACAGAAUACAAGCUGUUAGAGCGACUUGGAGAUGGGAGUAAGCCAACAGCUAUCAUUGGCGAGAUCGCCGAUGAAAUGAGUUUGGAUAUGGUGAUUAUGAGCAUGGAAGCUAUCCACUCCAAGCAUGUGGAUGCAAACUUGCUAGCUGAGUUCAUUCCUUGUCCGGUUCUGCUCCUCCCCUUGUAGAGUACUAUAACUAAUCAGUUCGGUGUUAUCUGCUUUUGUUUCUGUUCACUGUAGUGUUCUUCAAAGCGUCCAUUUGGUUUAGCAGCCUGCAGUUGGAUGCGACUUUCUUUUGAGAUGGUUUUGUGGUAGAGUCAUGUUUAACUUAAUCUGCAUAUUUAUGUUGUGUUCAGAUAACUGUGGUUGAAAGUUUUAUAACUAAGUUAAGGGGUGGAUGAUAUGUUUACCUUUA
Molecule: messenger RNA, 1076 nt
Organism: Daucus carota subsp. sativus
Lineage: Eukaryota; Viridiplantae; Streptophyta; Magnoliopsida; Apiales; Apiaceae
Exons: 5
Coding region: 191-847 (218 amino acids)
Source: RefSeq, a predicted model, not a curated record